GAAGCAGUGCAGCUGGCCCGGGAGAAGGAGCAGCAGCUGGCGGAGAAGCAGGAGGUGUGCAACGAGACGAUGCUGGCGCUGUGGGAGGAGUGCAAGCCCUGCCUCAAGCACACCUGCAUGCGCUUCUACUCCCGCACCUGCCACAGCGGCUCCGGGCUGGUGGGCCGGCAGCUGGAGGAAUUCCUCAACCGUUCCUCGCCCUUCUCCAUCUGGGUGAACGGCGAGCGCAUCGACUCGCUGCUGGAGCGGGACCAGCGGCAGGAGCGGCAGUUUGAGGACCUGGAAGAAAGUUUUGGGUUGUUGGAGGAUGGGGUUGACGACAUCUUCCAGGACAGCACCCAAGUCUACGGCCGCGCGUAUCCCUUCUUCCAAGCACCCUUCGGCGGUUUCCGUGAGGCUUUCCGUCCCCCCGUCCAGCGCGUCCGCUUCCUCCCACGCAGUGAGAGGUUUUCCCGGGAGCUGCAUCCCUUCUUCCAGCAUCCCCACCACGGCUUCCACCACCUCUUC
Eurypyga helias (sunbittern) is the source of this 507-nucleotide messenger RNA. It is a transcript of the gene CLU, whose product is annotated as clusterin. The transcript is spliced from 2 exons. NCBI's taxonomy places the organism in Eukaryota, Metazoa, Chordata, Aves, Eurypygiformes, Eurypygidae. The annotation marks the transcript as partial. The record is from RefSeq and is a predicted model, not a curated record.